UAUAAUUUAGCCACUAAGUAGGACAUUUUAACACAAAAUUAAAAAUGGCAAAAAUGGUUGGAAACAGAGUAACAGAGAUGGUCAGAAUAGGCCAAGUUAUAAAAAAGAAUGCGAGGGGCGAUUUAAAUCUGGUCAAAGUUCGCGCUCAGAACAUGAAAAUCGAUAGGCGACUUAUGAUGUAUUUUCCAUCGAAGAAAGACCGAUGGUGUCUUGAUGAAAAUAACUCUACAAAAGUUGGUGACAUUGUGGUAAUGCGUCAUUUGGAGCGUCCUGUGGCAAGAGAAGUGUUUACAAAAAUUGGUGAAAUCAUGUUUCAAGUAGGAAAUGUAAGAGACCCCCUGACAGGCCGGCUUUGCCGGGGAACUGAAUAUGUGGAUGAGACUUCACGAUUUCAAGAACAGACACGCAGGGGAAGUUCAGAGAGUGUAGAUAAUAAAAAAAAAAGUGAAAAUAAAGAAACAUAGCAUGAAAUGUCUUUUAUAUUGAAAAACUGUGUGACAAGUUCAGUAAUGAUGUGUGUAUGAGUGUUAUUUCAGUAUAUUUUUUGUGUUAAUGUAAUUGAUGUGGCAGUAUAUAUUUUAAAGAUGCCUCUUGCCAUUUAAUUUGCAAGACCUGAAUCAUUUAUUAUGUGACUUUAUAAGUGAUAAAAUAAAACUACCAUGUACCUACUCA
This is a messenger RNA of Mya arenaria, 672 nucleotides long. RefSeq names its product 28S ribosomal protein S17, mitochondrial-like. Bases 45 to 464 code for a protein of 139 amino acids. Gene Ontology annotation, cellular component: mitochondrial small ribosomal subunit. The record is from RefSeq and is a predicted model, not a curated record. Gene Ontology annotation, molecular function: structural constituent of ribosome. NCBI's taxonomy places the organism in Eukaryota, Metazoa, Mollusca, Bivalvia, Myida, Myidae. Gene Ontology annotation, biological process: mitochondrial translation. The transcript is spliced from 2 exons.